UCAGCUGAAAACGAUUUGUGUGUGGAACUAGAAAGCAUUACCAAUAUGAAAUCCUUUGUCACUAUUCUAUCCUUAGCCCUAUUUGCCGGCUGUUUAGCCGUUACUGAGGAGGAAAAGGCAGCGGCUCGUCAAUUAGCUGGUAAAUGUAUGCAAGAAACAGGAACCUCCGAAGAAUCCGUCCAGCGUCUUCGCAAUGGGGAUACCACGAAUGUGGAUGACAAUUCCAAAUGCUUUUUGCAAUGCUUCUUCAGCGGUGCAGGCUUCGUUGAUGGUGACGGAAACGUUCAAGAGGAUCAUGUAGUAGACAAACUCGCCACUCAGUACGACCGAUCCAAGGCCGAGGAGAUUGUGCAGAAAUGUAAAAACAAUGCUGGUUCGAAUCCCUGCGAGCGGUCAUUCAGCCUUUACGAAUGUUACGUUGCUAAUAGAGCUAGUCUGAUGUAAGCAGAACCGUGUACAUGACCCUGGAAAUGGACUGCAUAAUCGCAACAGAACAGCAAAAUCUAAGUGAAACUCUUCCAUUUAUUAUGUAGAAAACAGUUCCUAAUAAAAACUAUCAUCAUU
Malaya genurostris is the source of this 564-nucleotide messenger RNA. RefSeq names its product general odorant-binding protein 56d-like. Gene Ontology annotation, molecular function: odorant binding. Bases 46 to 444 code for a protein of 132 amino acids. The record is from RefSeq and is a predicted model, not a curated record. NCBI's taxonomy places the organism in Eukaryota, Metazoa, Arthropoda, Insecta, Diptera, Culicidae. Gene Ontology annotation, biological process: sensory perception of smell. The transcript has 2 exons.